Molecule: messenger RNA, 1836 nt
Organism: Gymnodraco acuticeps
Lineage: Eukaryota; Metazoa; Chordata; Actinopteri; Perciformes; Bathydraconidae
Product: very-long-chain enoyl-CoA reductase
Exons: 13
Coding region: 488-1423 (311 amino acids)
Biological process (GO): very long-chain fatty acid biosynthetic process
Molecular function (GO): oxidoreductase activity, acting on the CH-CH group of donors
Source: RefSeq, a predicted model, not a curated record
GCUAGUUUUUGGAGAUGUGCUCCAGUGUAUCUUUUUGCAUUGUUUACGUUUAUCACAUUGACUUUUGGUUACGUAGAUCAGUUUCCUCUAUCUUUUUUUCUCCUGGUUAUUUUAUAUGUUGUCACUUCCCUUUUACCCUAGACUAUUAGGGAACGUAACAAAGGGAACAACAGGAGGAAGGAAAGAGACAUGGGGGGGUGCAGGGCUUCAGGAGUGUCUCAUGUGAUUCUGUGUCCCAGCACCAUCUCUGAGGAGAGAGAGAGAGAAAGAGAGAGAGAGAGAGAGAGAGAGAGAGAGAGAGAGAGAGAGAGAGAAAAGUAGGCUGUAAAGGAUAAAGGGGUCAGUCCAGGGAUUGUCCUCGAAAGGAGAGGAACUACUUCUGUAUGUGUGUGAGGGUGAUGAGUGUGCAUGUUGUGUUUGCCUUCUCUGAUGUUUGAGGUCGUUUGCUUCCCCCUGUACACAGAGGACAUAUUAAUAUUUCACCGCCAUGAGUCGGACCACCUUUUUUGAGGUGAGGGUCCUGAAUGGCAAGACCAAAGAGCAUCUUUGUUUUUUAGAUAAGGUUGAGCCUUAUUCAACAAUAGGAGACAUUAAAAGCCUCUUCCACAAAUCAUAUCCUCACUGGUAUCCAGCAAGACAAGCCCUGAGCCUUGACCCCAAGGACAAAUCACUCAGAGAUGAAGACAUUUUACAGAAUCUACCAGUCGGGACUACUGCUACCAUGUACUUCAGAGAUCUUGGUCCACAGAUAGGUUGGACUAUGGUGUUUCUGGCAGAGUGCAUCGGGCCCCUUCUCACCUACCUCCUCUUCUAUUUUCGUGUGCCGUACAUUUACUCUCACAGAUAUGCCUUAACCUCUAGUCCUCAUCAGGUUGUCAGACUAGCCUGUGCCUGUCACACCUGCCACUAUAUGAAGAAAUUGAUAGAGACUAUCUUUGUGCAUCGUUUCUCACAUGGGACCAUGCCUCUCAGGACGAUAGUCAGGAACUGUUCCUAUUACUGGGGUUGCUCUGCUUGGUUGGCCUACUAUAUCAACCAUCCACUUUAUACACCUCCAUCAUAUGGAGAACUACAAGUCAACUAUGCAUUAUUCAUAUUUAUGAUGUGUGAACUGGGAAACUUCUCCAUUCACUUGACUCUAAAUAAUGUCAGAGCAGAGGGAUCCAGGUGCAGAAGAUUUCCAGCACCAACAAAGAACCCCUUCACAUGGCUAUUUUUCUUUGUUUCCUGUCCAAAUUACACAUAUGAGGUUGGAUCUUGGAUGAGCUUUUCCAUCAUGACCCAGUGUCUGCCAGUGGCAUUGUACACAUUACUGGGGUUCCUUCAGAUGGCCAUCUGGGCCAAAGGGAAGCACAGAGCCUACAGCAGGGAGUUCAAGGACUAUCCCAGCGUCCGGAUGGCCAUUAUCCCCCUGGUUCUCUGAUUUUGAUCAAAACGAACUAUUGUAGCAUACAGUAAUGUAUUUUCACAGUCCUCAAGGGUUUUGCACUAAAACGAUGUUUGCUGCUGCUAAGGAAAAUACUAUGCAAUAUAUUUUAUAUAUCUAUGUACUGAAAGGGGUAGGAAUGUAAGCAAUAAUAUUAUAGCAAUAUACUGGAACAUUGAAAAAAUAUAAUAUGUUCAUUUUUUGUUAGUUUUUCCCAGUGAGUAUUUAUCAUUACAAGCUGACUUAUUAACCCACAGGUUGAGACACUUAUUUUCAAUGAUACAUGCUUGAAGCACUAAAAGCAGUUCAAACCGGAGAGAUGUGAUGUAAGGAAUACAUAUUUAUUGUUUACACGUCAUAUGAAUGAAAUGAUUGCCAUGAUAAUACAACAGGAGAAUGUAAUGGUGUUU